Chelmon rostratus (copperband butterflyfish) is the source of this 2711-nucleotide messenger RNA. It is a transcript of the gene ccdc127a, whose product is annotated as coiled-coil domain containing 127a. The transcript is spliced from 4 exons. Bases 133 to 954 code for a protein of 273 amino acids. The record is from RefSeq and is a predicted model, not a curated record. NCBI's taxonomy places the organism in Eukaryota, Metazoa, Chordata, Actinopteri, Chaetodontiformes, Chaetodontidae.
GAAAUACUCUAGCGAGCGUGACCAAGCAAGCUAAAAAUGUUAGCUAGCAUGUUGUGGUUAGCUGGGCUGUCAAACUUACAAGUCAUGCCAACCUGAUAUAGCUGUUCUUGCCUGUCGCAGAAUUUUGCCUCCAUGAACAACUUGAAUGACCCCCCCAGAUGGAACAUCCAACCAGACCCGAGAGGAAGGGGGGCGGCGGCCGGUGAUGGGAACCAAUGGAACUAUGCCCUGCUGGUCCCCAUGCUGGGGCUGGCUGCAUUUCGUUGGAUCUGGACCAAGGAGUCUCAGAGGGAGAUCCAGAAGGUCAAAUCUCAGUAUGACAAGGAUGUGUCCACAAUAAAAAGCGAGAUGGAGGCACGGUACCGGGAGACACUGACGGAGAGGCGCAGGGCGGCGGCUACACUAGAGCUGGAGCUGGAGAAGGAGAGACAGAGGGUCAAAGGCUACAAGCAGGCCCUGGUCUCACAGAGCCAUCAGCUGAUGGAAGAACGGAAACAGUUACAGCAGGAGCGUGAGGCCUUAGAGGUAGAGAAGCAAAGGCUGGUAAAGUCUGGUGCUGCAGGGGCUGUGCUGCACCAAGCACUGGAACGAGAGAACAACUGGUACCAUCGAGCAAAUGCUACUCUGAAGGAGCUAGAGGCUCAGCUUGUGGAGCGCCAGAAUGCCUACUGUUCCCUCAUCCAGCCCAGAGACCAGCGGCUGGAGAUGGAGAAGAACAUGCUGGUCAAGGUCGUCAAAGAACCCAUUGGGGCAGAACUGGAUCUAGAGUCCGAUCUGAAGGAUAUUUUCAAGAGAGAUAAGCACUGUGCGGACCUGCUAAACAUGGACAAGAGGAAGAAUGGAAGCCUCAUGUGGGUGUACCUCAAGUACUGGCAGCUGCAGGUCACUGUCCAGAAACACAAGAGAGCUGAAGAAGCCAUAUUAGGAGAGAAAAUCCAGUCUCACACAAAGUGACGAAAGCCAAACAUAAGCUGGUGUUUUUCAUUUGAUUUCGAAGAAUGUUCAAAGUACAUGGACCAGGAAUGGAAAAUGCAUGCAUUUUUCACUCUGUGUAAUUCUCUUUACCUGAUAGGGAUGUUAUGGAAACACACAAGGGGCAAUCUCAACAACAUAAUGCUGAACAUCUGAAAGUUCCUCCCUUAAUCUCCCUAAUGCCUUUGUCAGGUUUUAGAAUGCUGAAAUACAAUAUUACCAUAAAUUCAGAGGCCCUGGUAAUGACCCAUUAGCUUUAACUUAAACUGUGCACUAGGACAAUUGAGUUGUUAUCCAUAUUGGAUAUACAGUUUCAGUAUUUAUAUUUUUAACAUUUAGCCCCUAAGAACAUUGUCAGAAUUUUUGUGUCAAUUUAACUCACAUUCUCGGAGUGCCAUGAAUUUCUGCCAGGUGCAUGUAUAUUCUUACGUCUGCAAAAUCUUCCUUCUCGGCUAAGAAUUUAAGGCACCUAGUAACUGUUCCCAAUGGGAUGUGAUAACACACGCACACAUCUUCAGGAAAAAAAAUGAGAAUCACGAUAAAAAGUCCUGCAUUGAACAAAAAAAAGCCAGGAAUUCACACACUGUCUUGACACAGUGUCGAAAGUAAUUUUUCCAAAAAUAGUUUGAUGGAAAAGUCAAGUCUUUCUGUGGAGUGUGCUGAUACCAUGCAUUAAUGUGUGGAUGGAGCAUUGUGUGAGAUACUUAUCUUCACUUGUUUUUACAAACACUUCUGUCCAUAUGUUGGGGUUUCCUUUCAUACAUGGCAUCUGUCCUUGCACUCUGAUGUGUGUUGCUAUUUAUGACAUAUGGCCUAAAGCCAAUAGAAUACUGUGUCUAUUUCCAAACAGUGGUUUUGCAUUUCUAGUAUUCAAUGCAAGUUUGCGGCAGCUUUUCACUGUAAGGCAGACAGGACACUGAAUCUAAACAAGGCAGAGGUCCUCAAAGUUUAGAUGGCUGAGUGCCAAUUUAGGGAGCCAGCAUAUGAUCGAGGGCCACACAGGAAAAGUCACAAAAUUAUCGUAGGAUUUUUGACUGGUCUGACAGUGGCGUUUAACAUUAAGUUCUUUCACCACUGACGUCACCUGUUUGUAGAUAAGGCAGAUCACCUCAUCUGUCCCUCGCAGUCCAACCAUGUAGGAGUUGAUCCACUUUUCCAGCUUUUUUUCUGUGGUUGCUUUUCCAUCUCACCUCCAUGUUGAACUGCAGAGUUGUCCAUGCUAACUUGUGCUAACAGCACUAGCAUUAGUGACAGAACCCACACCCCCACACCUGCAAGGUGCCACUAGUUGCCAUGCAGCCAGUAGCUCAGUGCAAGUUGUCAUUCUUUACCUGACAGAGGCUUGGGGGGGCAGGGGGGCACAGUUUGACACAGUAGCUGAGUAGUGUUUUAAAUGUAGGCUAUUGAAAGUGAAGGUAUUGACAUGGAAUGAUUAAAAUAUAAUGCAUGGGCCUGCACAAAAUGUUUCUGAGGGUUACUGUUGGACAAUUCCUGAAAUACAGGAACAGACCUCAAAGUAGUGCUCAGUACUGCAACACCUCCACAAUACUGCAACGAUAGUCAAACAGCAGCUUUGUACUUACACACUACACUCCUGUAAUGAAAGCUGUAGCAGUUUACCAUGCCUCUCUGCACUGUCAUGUUUUGUUUUGACCAUAACGUGAGGAGUAAGUGCUGGAUAUAAUGCCAUAAUUUCUAAUGUACUAAAUCUACCCACUCUGUGAAAUCCUCCUAAUAAA